GCCCGAAACUCAAAUGGUCAACAGUUAACAUCUGGACAUUUGGCAAGAUGCAUCUGAAUCUGAAUUAUUUCAUUGGUCUGCUACUAGUGCUGCUUUGCAGCUCCUUUGCGGUGGCCUAUCCCCAGGGCCCUGGAUGUGGCCCCCCACCAAGUGGCACCCCUCCCCCGGGCCCACGACCAUCUGGUCCUCCACCUGGAGGUCGCUGCGGACCACCACCAUCGACCACGGCUGCGUCCACUGGUUAAAUGUGUCCACCUCUGCGGCUUACGACUCCCAAUUCCCAGCAAUAAGGCCUACUGAAACGUCACCUAGAAAAUCCCUUUAAGUAUCUUUUUUUUUUGUCAAUCAAAUUAGAUGAAAAAGUAUAUGUAUGUGUGCAUAAUAGCUGAAUCCGAAAUUACUUUCAAUGGGUGGUUCUGAUAGCGCAUAUAUUUAGCUUCAAAUAAAAUCUAUUUCAGUGAAAA
This is a messenger RNA of Drosophila yakuba, 464 nucleotides long. RefSeq names its product basic proline-rich protein. The transcript is spliced from 2 exons. Bases 48 to 245 code for a protein of 65 amino acids. Lineage: Eukaryota; Metazoa; Arthropoda; Insecta; Diptera; Drosophilidae. The record is from RefSeq and is a predicted model, not a curated record.